AUGUUCCCACCAUUUUUAGCAACCAGAAAAAUUUGCUAUUUAAUAUUCAUAAUAGGGUUUGUAUGUUUUCUAAUAACUAUUCAAUUAUCAAGUCUAAAUGGUUAUCAAACAUUCUCAUAUUCUCAGCAUGCCCUUGAAAGUUUUUCGUUAGAUCAAAGUAUAGAAAACGAUAAGGAUUCACCCCCUCAAGAAUAUAUUGCAAAAUAUAGACCGAUCUCUUCAUAUAAUCCAAAAUCCCAUCAUAGAACAAAUCACAAUCAAAUACAAAAUCAAGAUCAAGAUCAAACUUCAAAAUCACAAGGAUCUCAUUCUACAAAGAGUCCCAAAGGACCAAAAGGGUUAAAACAAUUUCAUAAACCUACUAAGAAUAUUAUCUUUCCAAGAACAUUUGACGAAAUUUCUCAAGAGGAUUUAACUCAAUUUUAUAAAACAGCAUUUUUAUUAGAAUCUGAAGAUUCUGCAGCUUAUUUAAAUCCCUCAAGUGUUAAUGUUUUCAAAUAUCAAUAUAAUAAAGAUUUAAAAUCUGAACCAUUAAGUGAUAAUAUAAUAAAAUUAUCAUUCCAUAAAUUCACAUUCUCCCUUUAUAGUAAUUUAAAGAGAAAAAUUGGAGAAGUUUUAGAAAAAUGCAAUCUUAUUAAACAAGAAUACGAAAUUCAAAUAAGUGAUCCAAUUCCCCUUGAGAACCGUCUUGAACGUAUUGUUGCAGAAUUUGCCAAUUCUAAUUCUCCUUAUUAUGAAGAACUUAAGGUAUUCUUCGAAGAUAAUCCAAUCAAAAAGCAACUUAAAGAAAAAACAAUCACCAAACAUUGGUAUAGAUUAGCAGGAACAUCUGUAUGGUUAGAACAAUAUGGUGUUCACUUUAUGAUUUCAAGAGUCAUCUAUAGUCCAAAAGGGAUAAAGAAUCAACCAGUAAUAUCCUUAACUUAUGCACAAAUCUUUGAUGAAUUAUGGCAAGAAUUAGAUGAUGUAGAGUUAAUAAUACCUACAAACAAUCCAGAUCUUGAUAAUAAUAAUAACUUACUCUUGGAUUACAAAACUCUCAAGUAUAAAAAUAUGAAAUUUCCUACUAUACUACCAAUUCCAUUUUAUCAUGAUUCAAAAAUUGUUAAUGAAAAAUACUAUGGUCCUGAAGACCCCAGACUUUUAAUCACUAAAAAUGAACUUGGGUAUGAAGAACCUCUUAUCAUAUUCAAUAGUUGGCAUAGGAAAAUUGUCAAUUCACAAUCUGAGAAUGAAAAUGAUUAUAAAAUAAAUUUUGCAUAUUUUCGAUCCAUGCAUAUGUGUUGGCCAUGGCAAUUUCAAAGAGGUAAAAUUAAUAUUGAAGAAUUACCUAAUCCUGAAUUCAAAUUAAAUUUAUAUAAUAGAGUCGUUGAAUUAAAGAAGACAGAAGUAGCUAGGGAUUACUUACAAAAAAAUUGGACACCAUUCACAUCAUAUUAUGAUCGUCAACAAUAUGGAUUUGAUAAAUACAUCUACUUUAUUUAUAAAUGGGAAGAUUUACAAGUAUUAAAAUGUAAAUUAUCAAAUAUUAAUGAAAUUUAUAGUAGUGAUUGUGUCUUAGAUUAUACUUUGAACAAGAAAGAUGAUGGACAUUCCAUUGGAGCAUUACGAGGAGGUUCUCAACUUAUAAAUAUUAACUCAUUAUUAGACGAUUAUCAGCAUCAAAUUCCUAAAUUGAAGACAAUUAUCAAUCAUUUACCUAAAGGUAGAGAAAUUUGGAUAGGAUUUGCUCGAGCUCAUUUACGGAAUUGUGGAUGUGGUCAUGAUUUCUAUCGUCCAAAUAUUGUUAUUAUCGUCAAAGAUAAUAAUAAUAAGUAUAAAAUUAGUCAUAUUAGUCCAUUUGUUUCAUUAGAUGUACCUGUUGGAACAUUCUCUGAUAUAACUAACACUAAAUGUGUAGAUGGACCAAAUGUAUUUAUACCUAAUGGUAUUGGAUCUUGGUCAUUAAGUUCUACCGAUCUUGAAGAUUACUUGACAUUAAUUUAUUCUAUUGCUGAUUCUACAGUUGAUAUAAUUCAUAUCAAAGGACUCUUAAAAUCUUUAUUACUUCAUCCCGAUGGUGCAAGUCUCUUUGAAACUUCAUCAUCAAAGAAACAAGGAUUUAACAAUGACAAUAUAGUAUGUGCACUUGAAGGUUCACGCGCUUUCUGUGAUCAAUACGGUAAAGAUCAUGCUCCAUAA
Scheffersomyces amazonensis is the source of this 2181-nucleotide messenger RNA. RefSeq names its product beta-mannosyltransferase. The transcript has a single exon. NCBI's taxonomy places the organism in Eukaryota, Fungi, Ascomycota, Pichiomycetes, Serinales, Debaryomycetaceae. Gene Ontology annotation, molecular function: mannosyltransferase activity. Bases 1 to 2181 code for a protein of 726 amino acids. The record is from RefSeq and is a predicted model, not a curated record.